This is a messenger RNA of Syngnathus typhle (broad-nosed pipefish), 7464 nucleotides long. It is a transcript of the gene scn8ab, whose product is annotated as sodium channel, voltage gated, type VIII, alpha subunit b. Gene Ontology annotation, molecular function: voltage-gated sodium channel activity. The record is from RefSeq and is a predicted model, not a curated record. Lineage: Eukaryota; Metazoa; Chordata; Actinopteri; Syngnathiformes; Syngnathidae. The transcript is spliced from 28 exons. Gene Ontology annotation, cellular component: voltage-gated sodium channel complex; axon; plasma membrane. Gene Ontology annotation, biological process: membrane depolarization during action potential; sodium ion transmembrane transport; neuronal action potential. The coding region runs from base 374 to 6280 and encodes 1968 amino acids.
CGCUUGAAGCAAAUUGAUCGUUUCCGUUGAGCGUUCCCGACAGCGCCCAGGCUGUCCAGCGCAUUUAGAACUCGUAUCACCUGCGUUGCUGCGGUCUUCCAUUCGUUGUUGAGACUGCAGGCAUUUGCCGACACUCCCUAACAAUUUGCCCAGAGUCAUCAAUUAUGCAGGGCAGCCGCGCGCACGCCGAGCCAAGAUAGCAGCUGCGGCUUGAGCAUCGGCAGCAGCAAUAUGGCGACAACCGCAGUUGCUCCGCACUCUUUUCUACACCUGCAUUCCUACGAACGCCGUGCGGAUUCUUGUUGAGGCGCGGGAAAAGCUGGAUGCCUGCUAUAGAAAACAAAUAAAGAAGAACUAGCUGCAGGAUGAAAACAUGGCCGCAGCCAUUCUUGCACCCCCAGGACCUCACAGCUUCAAGAAGUUUACCCCGGAGUCGCUCGCUAACAUCGAGAAGCGCAUCAAUGAAGAGAAGAACAAGAAACCAGCCAAGCCCCGGUCGGACAGCAGUCAUCGCGACACGUCAGACGACAAUGAGCCCAAGCCCAACCGGGACUUGGAGGCUGGCAAGAGCCUGCCCCUCAUCUAUGGCGAUAUUCCAAAGGGCUUGGGGGCCACACCGCUAGAGGAUUUGGACCCCUACUAUGUCAACCAGAAAACAUUCAUAGUGCUAAACAAGGGGAAAACAAUCUUCCGCUUUAGUGCCACGCCCUCCCUGUACAUCAUCAGCCCUUUUAAUAUUUUCAGGCGAAUAGCAAUUAAGAUUUUGAUACAUUCGUUAUUCAGCAUGAUCAUCAUGUGCACCAUUUUGACCAACUGUAUAUUCAUGACAUUUAGCGACCCUCCAGAGUGGUCCAAACAAGUGGAGUACACCUUCACUGGUAUCUAUACAUUUGAGUCACUCACAAAAAUUGUGGCCAGAGGUUUCGCAAUCGAUGGAUUCACUUUUCUGAGAGAUCCAUGGAACUGGCUGGAUUUCAUGGUCAUUUCUAUGGCGUAUAUAACAGAGUUUGUAAACCUAGGCAAUGUGUCAGCUCUGCGUACGUUCAGGGUUCUGAGGGCUUUGAAAACAAUAUCGGUUAUCCCAGGCCUGAAGACUAUCGUGGGCGCCCUGAUCCAGUCUGUGAAGAAACUCUCCGACGUGAUGAUCCUGACCGUCUUCUGCCUCAGCGUCUUUGCUCUGAUCGGAUUGCAACUCUUCAUGGGGAACCUGCGGCAAAAGUGUGUCUUUUGGCCCGUCAAUACCACCAACAUGUACCUGUCCAACGGCUCCAAGGGCUUUGACUGGGAUGAAUACAUCAUGAAUGACACUAACUUCUACUUUUACCCCGGUCAGGUUGAUGCAAUGUUAUGUGGAAAUAGUUCGGACUCAGGACGAUGUCCUGAAGGGUUUACAUGCAUGAAAGCCGGAAGGAACCCCAACUAUGGUUACACCAGCUUUGACAGCUUCGGAUGGGCUUUCCUCACCCUCUUUCGACUAAUGACCCAAGACUUCUGGGAAAAUCUCUACAUGCUGACUCUGCGAGCGGCAGGCAAGACCUACAUGAUCUUCUUUGUGCUGGUCAUCUUUGUGGGUUCCUUCUAUCUUGUCAACCUCAUCUUGGCUGUGGUGGCCAUGGCCUACGAGGAGCAGAACCAGGCCACCAUCGAAGAGGCUGAGCAAAAAGAGGCUGAAUUUAAAGCCAUGCUGGAGCAGCUCAGAAAGCAGCAGGAAGAAACGCAGGCUGCCGCCAUGGUGACGUCGGCAGGCACUGUAUCGGAGGUUGCGUUGGAGGAUGAGGGAGAGGGUCAUCUGUCCCGUAGCUCCUCGGAGGUCUCUAAGCUGAGCUCCAAGAGUGCCAAGGAGCGUCGUAAUCGCAAGAAGAAAUGGCGGCAGAAAGAGCAGGAGAAAGAGAAGGGUGACAGCGAGAAGGUGGUCAAGUCUGAGUCCGAUGACGGCAGCAAGAGAAGUACCCUUCGUUUUCCGGGAAGCCGUCUGGGCAGGAAGACCUCCAUCAUGAACCAGUCACUCCUGAGCAUCCCGGGCUCGCCCUUCAUGUCACGCCACAACAGCCGCAGCAGCAUCUUCAGCUUCAAAGGCCGCUCCAAGGACAUGGGCUCGGAAAACGAGUUUGCCGACGACGAGCACAGUACGGUGGAGGAGAGCGAGGACCGCCGGGGUUCCCUGUUCAUCCCUUUCCGCCGGAACAGCUACAGCGGCUACAGCCAAGGCUCGUCGCGCAUCCACCCGCUGGCGCCUCACUCAGGAGGGAAGAGGAACAGCACCGUGGACUGCAAUGGCGUGGUGUCGCUCAGCGGCCCGGGGCCUGGCAGACGGCUUCUGCCUGAGACCACAGAUGUGGAAAUUAGGAAGAAGCACUCUGGCUCUCUCAUGGUAUCAGUGGAUCAGCUUAACUCCUCCUUCAAAGGAAAAGACCGCGCCAACAGUCAGAUGAGCGUAGUCACCAACACUCUCUUAGAUGAAUUGGAGGAAUCUCAGAGGAAGUGCCCCCCCUGUUGGUACAAAUUCGCCAACACCUUUCUAAUCUGGGAGUGCCAUCCCAAGUGGCUGAAGCUCAAGCAUAUCGUCUACUUGAUUGUCAUGGACCCCUUUGUUGACUUGGCCAUCACCAUCUGCAUUGUCCUCAACACCCUUUUCAUGGCCAUGGAGCACUACCCAAUGACGGAGCAAUUUGAGCACGUCCUCUCUGUAGGCAAUCUGGUUUUCACAGGGAUCUUUGCUGGGGAGAUGUUUGCCAAACUGGUAGCCAUGGAUCCCUAUUACUACUUUCAGGAAGGAUGGAAUUGUUUUGAUGGUUUCAUAGUGACACUGAGUUUAGUGGAGCUGGGACUCCAAGAUGUGGAGGGUCUGUCAGUGCUCAGGUCCUUCCGAUUGUUGAGAGUGUUCAAACUCGCCAAAUCAUGGCCCACACUCAACAUGUUGAUCAAGAUUAUUGGUAAUUCAGUGGGGGCGCUGGGUAAUCUGACCCUGGUGCUGGCCAUCAUUGUCUUCAUCUUUGCUGUGGUGGGCAUGCAACUGUUUGGCAAAAGCUACAAGGACUGUGUGUGCAAGAUCGCCAGUGACUGUAAACUGCCUCGCUGGCACAUGCAUGACUUCUUCCACUCCUUCCUGAUUGUAUUCAGAGUGUUGUGUGGGGAGUGGAUUGAGACCAUGUGGGAUUGUAUGGAGGUGGCAGGACAGACAAUGUGCCUCACUGUCUUCAUGAUGGUCAUGGUCAUCGGGAACUUGGUGGUUUUAAAUUUAUUCUUAGCUUUGUUGCUGAGCUCUUUCAGCGCUGACAACCUCGCCGCCACAGAUGACGAUGGCGAGCCAAACAAUCUCCAGCUCGCUGUUGCUCGCAUUAAGAUCGGCAUUGCCUGGUUCAAGGUGCACAUGCGUCUCUUUGUCGCCACGGUGCUCAAGAAGCCUGUUGAGGAUGAACAAAAACCUCUGGAUGAAAUGUACGAGAAAAAGCUCAACUGCAUUGCCAACCACUCAGUGGACAUCAACCGUGAACUGGACUAUGCUAAAAACGGCAACGGUACCACCAGCGGCAUUGGAAGCAGCGUUGGAAAGUACAUGAUUGAUGAAGACUACAUGUCCUUCAUCCACAACCCAAACCUGACUGUGUGCGUUCCAAUUGCCGUUGGAGAGUCGGACUUUGAAAACCUUAACACUGAGGACUUCAGCAGUGAAUCGGAUGCGGAGAACAGCAAGGAUCUGGAUGAUACCAGUUCAUCUGAGGGCAGCACAAUAGACAUUAAGCCUGACGUGGAGGAGGUGGCAGUGGUGGAGGUUGUGGAGGAGUACCUUGACCCAGAGGCCUGCUGGACAGAUGAAUGUGUGGCCAAAUACAAAUGCUGUGAUGUUCCCAUCACUCAUGGCUGGGGGAAGCACUGGUGGUUCCUGAGGAAGACAUGCUACCUGAUAGUGGAACAUAACUGGUUCGAAACACUCAUCAUCUUCAUGAUCUUACUUAGCAGUGGAGCCCUGGCCUUUGAGGACGUCUACAUUGAGCAAAGGAAGACCAUCCGUAUUAUUCUGGAGUACGCCGAUCGGGUUUUCACCUACAUUUUCAUUCUGGAGAUGUUGCUCAAAUGGGUGGCUUAUGGUUUUGUCAAGUACUUCACUAACGCCUGGUGCUGGUUGGACUUCUUUAUUGUGGAUGUGUCUAUAGUCAGCCUUAUAGCUAAUGCCUUGGGCUUCUCCGAUCUCGGCCCGAUUAAGUCACUCAGGACACUGAGGGCCUUGCGACCCCUCAGGGCCCUGUCACGUUUUGAAGGGAUGAGGGUUGUGGUGAACGCCUUGGUCGGGGCCAUUCCUUCCAUUAUGAACGUGCUGCUGGUGUGUCUCAUCUUCUGGCUCAUCUUUAGCAUUAUGGGUGUGAACCUGUUUGCUGGGAAGUACUACUACUGCUACAAUGACACAGAAGAGUACGUGUUCCUUCCCAGCGAGGUUAACAACCGAUCGGAGUGUUUUGCUCUCAUCAAUGAUAACCACACGGAAGUCAGGUGGAGAAAUGUCAAGAUCAACUUUGAUAAUGUGGGGGCAGGCUACCUGGCGCUCCUGCAAGUGGCAACAUUUAAAGGCUGGAUGGACAUUAUGUAUGCGGCAAUUGAUUCUCGAUCGGUGGGGGAUCAGCCGGUGUAUGAAGACAACUUAUACAUGUACAUCUACUUUGUCAUCUUCAUUAUCUUUGGUUCAUUCUUCACCCUAAACCUCUUCAUUGGUGUCAUCAUUGAUAACUUCAACCAGCAAAAGAAAAAGUUUGGAGGUCAGGAUAUAUUCAUGACGGAAGAACAGAAGAAAUACUACAAUGCUAUGAAGAAACUUGGCUCAAAGAAACCGCAAAAGCCUAUACCCAGACCACAGAACAAAGUCCAGGGCAUGGUGUUUGACUUUGUGACCCAGCAAGUGUUUGACAUCUCCAUCAUGAUCCUCAUCUGCCUCAACAUGGUCACCAUGAUGGUGGAGACAGACGACCAGUCAGAAGAGACAGAGAACGUGCUCUACUGGGUCAACUUCAUCUUUAUCGUUGUCUUCACCGGCGAGUUUUUACUAAAGCUCUUUGCGCUGCGUCACUACUACUUCACCAACGGCUGGAACAUCUUUGACGUGGUGGUGGUCAUCCUCUCCAUCGUGGGAAUGUUCCUCGCCGACUUGAUCGAGAAGUACUUUGUGUCGCCGACGCUGUUCAGGGUGAUUCGACUGGCUCGUAUCGGUCGAAUCCUGCGCCUCAUCAAGGGCGCCAAAGGCAUCCGAACUCUACUCUUCGCCCUGAUGAUGUCACUCCCGGCCUUGUUCAACAUCGGGCUGCUGCUUUUCCUGGUCAUGUUCAUUUUCUCCAUCUUCGGCAUGUCCAACUUUGGCUACGUAAAACACGGGGCCGGAAUCGACGACAUGUACAACUUCGAGACCUUUGGCAACAGCAUGAUCAUCUUGUUUAUGAUCACCACGUCAGCUGGCUGGGACGGCCUGCUCCUGCCCAUUCUGAACUACCCUCCGGACUGCGAUCCCUUGCUGGAGAAUUCCGGCACUCCUUCCACCGGAGACUGCGGCAACCCAUCUGUGGGCAUCUUCUUCUUUGUUAUGUACAUCAUCAUUUCUUUCCUAAUUGUGGUCAACAUGUACAUCGCCAUCAUUCUGGAGAACUUCAGCGUGGCCACGGAGGAGAGCGCUGACCCGCUCAGCGAGGAUGACUUUGAGACCUUCUAUGAGAUAUGGGAGAAGUUUGACCCCACUGCCUCGCAGUUCAUCACCUACGCCAAGCUUUCCGACUUUGCGGACGCACUUGAACACCCGUUGCGUGUCCCCAAGCCCAACACCAUUGAACUCAUCGCUAUGGACAUGCCGAUGGUGAGCGGGGACCGCAUACACUGCCUGGACAUCCUGUUUGCCUUCACCAAACGCGUGCUGGGCGACAGCGGUGAGUUGGACAUGUUGAGGCAGCAAAUGGAGGAGCGAUUUGUGGCGGCCAAUCCCUCCAAGGUCUCUUAUGAGCCCAUCACCACCACUCUGAGGCGUAAGCAGGAGGACGUGUCUUCCCGAAUCAUCCAACGGGCCUACCGCGUCUACUUGGCGAGGCGGGGUUUCGUUUGCAAGCGGGUCCCGACCAACAACAGAGUGGAGAACGGCGGGAACAAUCAGGACCAAGAGAAGGAGGCCACGCCCUCCACCGCCUCCCUGCCCUCGUACGAUAGCGUCACCAAACCCGACAAGGAGAAGGAGGACGACAACGAGGGCAAGGGAGGGAGGAACGAGAGAGGAAGAAACCAAAAAGACGUCAGGGAAUCCAAAUGUUAAGGCGAUGGGAUAAUAAUAAUCACGGUAUUAACUCCACAAAUUAUAACAACACCAGGAAACUCACACCCGCACGGAUGUACAGAUUAUUUCAUUUGCAAGUCAGAAAAGAUUCAGUGUUUUUCGUUCCAGCCUUCAGAGGGAAGCGCUCACACUGUCGACGACGGCUCGAAGGCUCUCGAACUCCUCUCAUAAUCAGCUGGGACAUCAUUGUAUCUCGAUGAGUCACGUCCACGGGGGAGACAAGGAGCUUCAAACGGAGGACUUCACGGAUUCCAAAAGAAGACGGCGGCCUUUCGGGAAAGAUAAGGAAACUCUUGCCAGAGUUGCACUGCGCAAGGACUGAAACGUCUCGGAGAGCAAAAUGAGAGAAAGACAAAUAAUAGAGCGCAUCGGGAGAAUUUUGGUGUUAUUCAAGCUAGAAAUUGUUGAUGUGAGCAGCAAAAAUGCAAACCAAUAUAAAAGGAACACUAUUUAGCAUUUUGCCCAUGCCACUUAACUCCCAUUAUUUAUAUAGCCACGUCCGAAUGUUGUUGUUUUUUUUCCUUCUUCUACUUCUUCUUCUUCUUCUUCUUCUGUUGGAACAUGGGCUUUCACACCAAUUUGUUUAGGGUUUGUUUAUUGCGGGGGGUGAACUCAGGCCAAGGGCUUCCGUACAUUUACUCCGAACGGUUUCCAAAACAAAAACAUAGGUAAUUGUGCUUGUUCAAUGCAUAGAAAUGAUUUGCAUGAUGGCAUGUUUUUGACCAGAACUCUUGCAUGAACUUUUCAUAGUCCACAAGACACUAACACUGCGGUGGCGCGAUAACGAGGGUCGAUCAUCCCCCAAACGGAAACCUUGUCCCUCACUCCAGACAUUACAAUUGUUGCCUCUAUAAAAAGAAGAAUGGAAAAUGCUGGUAUAUUAAAACACACACACACACACUAGUGGAUUGCAGUUGUAAUGUGAAUAUGGAUCUGCUGCUCUCAAAGAUGUAGAAAGAAGAAUGAAGGACGUAAAAUCAGAAGCUUAUAUUUAACGUUUCUAUGCACCUAUGUAAUGCUCCAUUUGCUUUUAUUGUUUGUAGUGGUCAGUGGGGAUUUUACAAGUAUGGCCUUUUUUUUAAUUUUUUUUUUUUAUUGGCGAUGCAUUUCUUUUCUGAAAGGGCUGAGAGGAGAUCUUGAGCUUAUUCACGCAAGUGUGUGCG